UCCCUCCCUCGCCAACCAUGAUCGUCUCCUCCCAUUUUCCCCCACAGGCUUGCAAUGCUGCAAGCGCACAGACCCUGUGCAUAGCCAGCUUCGACUAUAGUAGAAGCUCCGUGCUCUUAGGCUGUAAGUCCGGGUCCCCUUUCUAUUCCACCAAGAAGCCCUACGAAGACCAUUCGAACGCGGCAGUACGCCGCCGCGUUGCAUGCUCUGCAACUGCUCCUACUGAGAUCCGUUUCUGUCACUCCGCAACUUUUCCUUGUAGCGGUUAUCGGACUCUCUCGGAUUUCCCUACUGAUUUUCCUGGUCGUUUUUUGACAUCAAAACGUCUCAAAACUCGCUUUCGUCCUUUCCCGCGGCAGGCGUCCCCAACUGCUGGCCGCGCGUGGUGGUCGGCCUCACAGUCCCUCUGGUUACCCUGUUGAUUCUCCUGGGCGUCUUUCUCAUCCUUCGCCGCAACCGCGCGCUCGCCGAGGAGAAAUACGCCGCCAAUGCCGCGCCCGCGGGAGCAGUCUACCCGCAACCUGGAAGCUAUUCGCCCGCGGCGAACGUGUAGCGACUGCCCCGCAGUCAACCCUAGACCACACCAACUAAGUCUUCCGGAAUCAGUCUUCUGUUCGUGAGCAGGUUGUGAGAGUUGUACCCUCACAGAGCAAUUCGCGCUAUUGGCUGCCGCCUUAUGGCCAAUUUAUGGCGAAGAACUCUUCAAUAAGGAAGGCAUAGCCUAGUGGUACUGGAGGAUUGCUAGUAGUGGCCCUUAAGGGUUGCCUCGAUCUGGUUCGCGUUUGUGCCUGUUCUGAAAGAGAGCUGAUUAUUCGCACCUCGGGCAUCU
Messenger RNA from Closterium sp. NIES-67, 829 nucleotides. Lineage: Eukaryota; Viridiplantae; Streptophyta; Zygnematophyceae; Desmidiales; Closteriaceae. The record is from the annotation of a GenBank genome assembly.